This is a messenger RNA of Halichondria panicea, 2186 nucleotides long. RefSeq lists its product as uncharacterized. Gene Ontology annotation, biological process: D-amino acid catabolic process. Lineage: Eukaryota; Metazoa; Porifera; Demospongiae; Suberitida; Halichondriidae. Gene Ontology annotation, cellular component: cytoplasm. Gene Ontology annotation, molecular function: FAD binding; D-amino-acid oxidase activity. The coding region runs from base 38 to 2152 and encodes 704 amino acids. The record is from RefSeq and is a predicted model, not a curated record. The transcript is spliced from 4 exons.
GCAGAGACUGCACUGAGAGUCUAGUCCAGAGUCUACCAUGAAGCUCAAGGUUGCUGUUGUUGGGGCUGGUGUGAUAGGGCUCUCUACAGCUCUGCAUCUGACUGAGAGGUUUUCAGAUGCUCUGCAAGUGACAAUCAUAGCUGACAGAUUCACUCCAGACACUGUCUCCGAUAAAUCUGGCGCUGCUAUAGAAAUAACUGAUUUCUACGAAGGACCAGAUAAAUUUAGCUCUGCAAAAGAUGUGUCUGCUUACCGGGACCAAGUGGAGGGGUGGUAUCAGGACACAAUGAAGAGGUUCCAUAAGAUCCAUGUUUCAGAAGACAACAGUGAAGUUCAGAUCACUCUAUUGGCUCAAUACCACAUAUUCCACGAUGACACUCCAGACCCAUUGUGGAAAGACCUUGUCUUUGGAUUUAGGCAUGUGCGCCCAGGCUCUGACGAAACCUCUCUCUUUAAUUUCCCACCAGAAUGCAAAACAAUCUGGUCUUAUUCCACUUACACUGUUAACCCCACUCUUUACCUCCAAUGGAUGCAGAAGCAAUUCCUGAGCAGAGGAGGGACUACCAAUAAAGCAAAGAUCGAUUCACUACAUGAAAUCUACGAUGGUUUUGACGUUGUAGUAAAUUGUACCGGUGUUUGGGCCAGUCAUCUGUUAGAGAAGGAAAGUAUGCAGCCAGCUAGAGGACAGCUUAUUAUUGUCAAAGCACCAUGGAUCAACCAUUGCAUUUACUAUGAUGUAGGACCGAAGCUAACAUACAUCAUUGCUCGAUCUGACUCGGUAGCACUGGGGGGCACUCUCGAACCUGGAAACUGGAGUGAAAAAAUUGAAGAAGAAACAACAAAAGAAAUUCUAAAGAGGUGCACUGAAAUAGAGCCAAGCCUAGCAAAAGCUGAAGUAAUUGGUGUGUCGGUAGGAUUGAGACCACUCAGGAGUCGUAUCAGAUUGGAGAAGAGCUUGGAAUCUGAAAGUCCUCUCGUUAUCCACUGCUAUGGUCACGGUGGACAAGGCAUAACACUGAGCUGGGGGUGUGCAAAGGAGAUUGGAGACAUUGUGCAAGACAGUGUAAUCAUGAACAAACAUUCAGACAGCAGAGUCUACCAUGAAGCUCAAGGUUGCUGUUGUGUUGGGGCUGGUGUGAUAGGGCUCUCCACAGCUCUGCAUCUGACUGAGAGGUUUUCAGAUGCUCUGCAAGUGACAAUCAUAGCUGACAGAUUCACUCCAGACACUGUCUCCGAUAAAUCUGCCGCUGUUAUAGAAAUAACUGAUUUCUACGAAGGACCGAAUAAAUUUAGCUCUGCAAAAGAUGUGUCUGCUUACCGGGACCAAGUGGAGAGGUGGUAUCAGGACACAAUGAAGAGGUUCCAUAAGAUCCAUGUUUCAGAAGACAACAGUGAAGUUAAGCUUACUCUACUGGCUCAAUACCACUUGCAGCAGCACGAGGACACUCCAGACCCAUUGUGGAAAGACCUUGUCUUUGGAUUUAGGCAUGUGCGCCCAGACUCUGACGAAACCUCUCUCUUUAAUUUCCCACCAGAAUGCAAAACAAUCUGGUCUUAUUCCACUUACACUGUUAAUCCCACUCUUUACCUCCAAUGGAUGCAGAAGCAAUUCCUGAGCAGAGGAGGGACUACCAAGAAAGCAAAGAUCGAUUCACUACAAGAAAUCUACGAUGGUUUUGAUGUUGUAGUAAAUUGUACCGGUGUUUGGGCCAGUCAUCUGUUAGAGAAGGAAAGUAUGCAGCCAGCUAGAGGACAGCUUAUUAUUGUCAAAGCACCAUGGAUCAACCAUUGCAUUUACUAUGAUGUAGGACCGAAGCUAACAUACAUCAUUGCUCGAUCUGACUCGGUAGUACUGGGGGACACUCUUGAACCUGGAAACUGGAGUGAAAAAAUUGAAGAAGAAACAACGAAAGAAAUUCUAAAAAGGUGCACUGAAAUAGAGCCAAGCCUAGCAAAAGCUGAAGUGAUUGGUGUGUCGGUAGGAUUGAGACCACUCAGGAGUCAUAUCAGAUUGGAGAAAAGCUUGGAAUCUGAAAGUCCUCUCGUUAUCCAUUGCUAUGGUCACGGUGGACAAGGCAUAACACUGAGCUGGGGGUGUGCAAAGGAGAUUGGAGACAUUGUGCAAGACAGUGUAAUCAUGAACAAAAAUUGACGCUUAGGCCUACAUUAAUAAUUUAUUUCUGUAG